This is a messenger RNA of Macrosiphum euphorbiae (potato aphid), 258 nucleotides long. The record is from the annotation of a GenBank genome assembly. Lineage: Eukaryota; Metazoa; Arthropoda; Insecta; Hemiptera; Aphididae.
AUGGACCGUGACGUCGGCGGCGGCAGAGCCUCUCCGCGCCGGUCGACCGUAACAAUAAUUGGUGUGGGUCGACGGUCGGCGGGCGGAGGAGAGCAUCCGUCCGAAACAAAGAACCUCGGUCGACCGUCGUCGUUGCUGCUGCCGCCGCCUUACCCCUACCCCAUCCAUCAGCCGUCCAUGUCGGUCGGUCGGCCGGCAAUGUUGUCGCGUCUGCGAGCCGCCGCCGCCGCUAUUACGACAAAAGAAAAAAGCGCGUGA